This is a messenger RNA of Heterotrigona itama, 459 nucleotides long. Lineage: Eukaryota; Metazoa; Arthropoda; Insecta; Hymenoptera; Apidae. The record is from the annotation of a GenBank genome assembly.
AUGUUUCAUUUUCUAAGCUUGGAUUGCCUGAAAAAUAUUUGCGUGGAAUGCAGCGUGGAAACGCCGAUGAACGACAUAUCAUGGUAUCCGUAUUGCAAAAUUGUAGAGAACAAAUUUAUUUACGAUAUUUUGAAUAUAUUCUUGCAUGUUUUGCCUGCAUUUGUUAUCGAUAUUGUUUUAAAACUUCGUGGUAAGGAACCAAUAAUGAUGAAAAUUAACAAGUAUUUCAACAAGUUGCUUACUAUGUUAGAAUACUACACUUUUCACGAAUGGACUUUCCAUAGAGAUAAUGUUUAUAAAAUGGCGGAGGAUAUAAAGAUGUUGAAAGACAGUAAUAAAGUGAGAUUGGAUAUACGAGAUAUAAAUUGGAAGAAGUAUAUUGCAAAUUACCACAGCGGAAUUGUAAAAUUCAUUCUAAAAGAAAAACCUGAUCCUAUAAAAGCAGCACAGCGAUUAUCA